Rotaria sordida is the source of this 1320-nucleotide messenger RNA. The record is from the annotation of a GenBank genome assembly. NCBI's taxonomy places the organism in Eukaryota, Metazoa, Rotifera, Eurotatoria, Philodinida, Philodinidae.
AUGCCUGUUAUUCGCAAAAAUCAUAUUCAACCAUCAUCUAAUAUCAAUGAUAAAAAUUGUGAAAUUUUACAAGAUGGCAAUGUCCUUUUCGCUUUUUCAUCUAUUCUAAGUGUUAAAUAUUCUAAAGGUCGAGUGCCUCCUUCAGUUAUACCACAAAAAUCGGCUAGAAAUAUACUAUUAUCUUCUAAUGUUAUUGACAAUGAAAAUUAUAUUCAACCAUCAACUAAUAAUAAUGAUCGAAUGGCUUCCUCAAUUAUACCACAAAAAUCGACUAGGACUGUAACACAAUCUUCCACUGUUAUUAACAUUGAACAAAGCCAUCAAUCACGUUCUCACUUAGUUCCAACGAUUCCUGAAAUGGAACAUACUCACAAACGAAAACCAGCUACAAAACGUUCCAAAAGCGAUCGUUAUCGAUUUCGAUGUAUUAUACUAUUUUUAAUUAUACUGUUUUGUAUUAUUAUUGCUGCAUCUAUCGCUGCAAUUCUUGUUGGCGUAUUAUAUAAAAAUGACCUAUCAAGCACAACUACAACAACAAGUACUACAACAUCAGCAACUACAACAACAUUAUGCUAUUUCGGUGAAGAUUAUAUCAAUCUAGUAGAAGGAGGACGACGUCAAAUCGGUAAUUUAAAAACAGGAGAUCGAGUGUGGACAAUAAGCAAUGAUGGUAAACGUUUGAUCGAAGAUGAAAUAAUUGUUAUACCGCAUGCUGGACCGACUAUUCCAGCUUAUUUCUAUACAUUUACAACAAUCGAAGGACAUACAGUUAGUUUAACCGAUUCACAUUUUAUAGUUGCCAUUGCCAAGGGUGAAAAUAAAAUAAAAAUCAUAUGUGCUUCAGAAGUAACACUUGAACAUCAAUUAAUUAUGGCUGGUCGUACAAUAGGUCUUGAAAAAAUUGUAUACUCUAUACGUAUUGGUUUUUAUUCUCCUAUUACAUUAAGUGGUUACUUAACUGUAAACAAUCUAUCAACAUCAGUUUAUGUUGACUAUUUACACGCACCACAUGACUUUCUUCAUCAAAUAGGAGGUCCUUUUCGAAUGUAUUAUCGUAUAACAAGAUGGUUAUUUGGAAAUAACUACAUCCCAUUUGCAAUGACUGUGAAUGAAGAAAUACAUCCAAUAUCUGCUUUUAUCAUUGCUAACUAUCAACCAAUUCGAUUAUUUUUUAUAAUUUUUCCAUUUAUGACACCAAUAAUGUUCAUCAUUUUAUUUAUUUAUUUAGUUCAACCAAUUUCUUUUAUGCGAAAGAAAUUAUUAUCGUUUGAUAAUAAAAUGUUCCAUGAACAAAUAACGAUUCAAUCGAUGAUAGAGUGA